AUGGAUACACGAGAGCUUCAGACAGCUGGUGAACAGGAAAUCUUAGAAUUUGAAAAGGGAUCUAUCUAUUCUCUAACCAAUCACAACAAAUAUUUCAGCGAAAUGGCGAAGUUUGAAGAAGGAACUGAGAGUGAAAUCGCGCACUACUACAAUGAUGUUGAGACUAUGAGACUCGUGAACGCUAUGGCUAACACCAUUGGAAUUCCUGUCGAGGAGGUUUGGGAGGCUUAUGGUGGCUUUCUUAUUCAGUUCACCAUGGAAACCGGAUGGGAUGAGCUAUUGCGUGCUAUGGCAAGGGAUUUGGAAGGCUUUCUGGACUCACUGGAUUCCUUGCAUUACUUUAUCGACCACGUGGUUUAUCAGACAAAGCUUCGUGGACCAUCAUUUCGUUGCGAGCCACAGGCAGAUGGAACUUUGCUUCUUCACUACUACUCAAAAAGAAGUGGCCUCUACCCUAUUGUUAAAGGUGUGGUCCGUGAAGUGGCACGGCGUAUUUACGACACCGAGGUCAUCAUGAAAGUGCAAGAGAGGAAGCAAGAACAUUUAGAUGCAUUCGUGACGGAGCAUGUUGUAUUUGUCAUCAGCCAAGUUGAGACUGCAGGUGGUCAUCCGACAAAAGCAAUAUCUAGCAAAGUGGAACAGCUUGAGUCGAACACGGUCUGUUUCCUACAUAUUCACAGACAGAACUGUCUGUGGAAAUUCACACUUGACACACCCUUUCAGCUACCGAGAUCGAAGUCUUCGAUUGGAUAG
This is a messenger RNA of Ostertagia ostertagi, 753 nucleotides long. Lineage: Eukaryota; Metazoa; Nematoda; Chromadorea; Rhabditida; Trichostrongylidae. The record is from the annotation of a GenBank genome assembly.